Messenger RNA from Rhineura floridana, 3804 nucleotides. RefSeq names its product zinc finger protein 879-like. The transcript is spliced from 8 exons. Bases 429 to 2651 code for a protein of 740 amino acids. Gene Ontology annotation, biological process: regulation of transcription by RNA polymerase II. NCBI's taxonomy places the organism in Eukaryota, Metazoa, Chordata, Lepidosauria, Squamata, Rhineuridae. The record is from RefSeq and is a predicted model, not a curated record. Gene Ontology annotation, molecular function: DNA-binding transcription factor activity, RNA polymerase II-specific; RNA polymerase II cis-regulatory region sequence-specific DNA binding.
CUCAGUAGCUAACACUCUCCAACACACUCCCCUUUCACGCUGAUUGGCUCCUAGGGACAACCGUUGUGGCGGCAGAAGUUGCAGGUGGGAAGAACUGAGGCGUGUGGUGAUGACAACGGAGGGCAAGGCCUUUAAAAUUUCUCCAGGGAAAAAGAGAGAGAUCUAGUGAGUGCAAAACGUGCUGGGGAUGAAAAGGGUCCAAUGGCGAUCAAGAGGCACUGCAGCCCAGAUUCAGGAGACCUAGGAAGGACUGUCACAAAGAGAAGCGACAGAAAUUUCAGGGAGAAUCUCCUCUCCUGAGCGAGAUAUAGCCCGAUUUUGUUUGUCAAGUCUUUCCUUAACUGGAGGGCUUUAAGCUGCGGCUCAGAGCGAAAGCCAUUGAAUCGUGGUACUGAGAGGUAGCCCCGUUUCCAGUCCUGAGAGAGAACAUGGAUGCAGCAGAGCAAGCCGAUCUUUUGGCCCUGGGUCUCGAGUUCGAGGCUACGCUAGAGCAGGAAGAGAGAUUGGGACAGCAAGAUGCGGCAGGCGAAGCAAAGAGGAGGGCAGGGGAAAGUGCUCAGGCUAGCCAGGCUGUGCGUGGCAGAGAAGCCUGGAGAAAAAUGGUGCCCGAGAUCCCAUAUCAAGACCCUGUAAAUUCAGGCGUGGGAGGCCAGCGGUUCAGGCGUUUCAGGUACCAGGAGGCCAGGGCCCCCCGCAAGGUUUGCAGCCGACUCUGGGACCUUUGCUGUCAGUGGCUGAAGCCGGAGAAGCACACCAAGGAGCAGAUCCUGGAGCUGGUGAUUCUGGAGCAGUUUCUGACUGUCCUGCCCCCGGAGAUGGAGACCUGGGUCAGGAGAGGUGGCCCGGGGAGCUGCGUCCAGGCUGUAACCCUAGCUGAAGAUUUUCUGCUGAAACAGCAAGAGGACAGGAUGCGGUUAUUGCUGGUGCAAGAGCCAGUCAUAGAGGUGACCGAUAAUUUCUCUGAGGCAAAGAAAACUCUGUUGAACGACCUUGACGGGCUGGAACACUGGGCCGAAACCGGAGCUAUGAAAUUCAACAGAAAUAAAUGUAAAGUCCUGCACUUAGGCAGUGAAAUGGCAUCAGAGGGACAUUCUGAAUCCUCUCCUUUUUCUGUUGGAGGGGAAAAAGCUGCCAGCCAGCCAGCUCAGGGCCCAGUGACUUUUGAGGAGGUGUCUAUGCGUUUCACGGAGGAGGAGUGGGCCCUGCUGGAUCCAGGCCAGAGAGCCUUGUACAGGGAGGUCAUGCUGAAGAAUUAUGGGAUGGUGGCCUCUCUGGAAUCCCUGCUGAUUCCCAAACCUGAUCUCAUCUGCUGGUUGGAGGAGGAAGAGCUCAGUGAUAGGUGCACAGAGGAAGGGGAGACCCUGGCAGGAUGGAAAGGAGAGAAUGAGCUUGAAAUUUUUGAGGAUUUUGCAGAGAGAACUGAGAGUCAAGAUGUGAAAGAGAUUUUUGUGAACGAAGAUGACCAGAAGCUGCAAGUUGAAAAACCAACAGUGAAGUGGAAGGAUGCAUUCCUUUAUUCGCAGGAUAUGCAACUUCAUGAAAUCUCAUUCCAAAAGGAAGAAUGCAAAGGAAGGAGAAGGAAUGAGUGCACUCUGUGUGGACAGAUCUUCACUCACAAAUCGAGUCUUGUUACUCAUCAGAGAAUUCACACAGGUGAGAGACCGUAUAAAUGCACAGAGUGUGGAAAGAGCUUCAACCGAAGAACACGACUGACUUCACAUCGAAGGCUGCACACAGGGGAGAAACUGUAUAACUGUUCAGACUGUAGCAAGAGCUUUUGUGAAAAAUCAAGCCUUAAUGCCCAUCAGAGAAUCCACACAGGAGAGAGACCCUAUAAAUGCUUGAACUGUGGGAAAAGCUUCAGCCGUAGCUCAAACCUUAUUGCUCACCAGAAAAUUCAUACAAGACCAAAACCCCGUAAUCACUCAAAAGGUAGCAAGAGCUCUUCUGUUCAGUCUAAGCAUAUUUCACAGGAGAGAAUUCAUACAGGAGAGGAGGAUCUGUGCAGUUCCUUGAUUGAUUCAAGUCUUAUUGGACAUCCAGAAAUCUAUGCAGAAGAAGAUCUUUAUAAAUGUUUCGACUGUGGGGAAAACUUUAGUAAGAGCUCAAACCUUUUUACACAUCAGAGAAUUCACUUAGAAGAUAAACCAUAUAACUUCUGUAGCGAUGGCUUUUCAGACAAAUCCAACCUUAUGGCACAUCAAGGUAUUCACUCAGGAGAAAAAACAUUUAAAUGCUCAGUGUGUGAAAAGAGCUUCAGUCGAAACUGGAGCCUCAUUACACAUCAAAGAUACCACAAAGGAGAGAAACCGUAUAAAUGCUUGGACUGCAGCGAAAGCUUUUGCGACAAAUCGAGUCUUAUUCGGCACCAGAGAAUCCACACAGGAGAGAAACUAUAUAAAUGCUUUAUUUGUGAGAAAAGCUUUAAUCAGAGCACAAACCUUUUUACCCACCAGAGAAUUCACACAGGAGAAAAACCGUACAAAUGUUUAGAAUGUGGGAAAAGCUUUAAUCAGAGCUCGCAUCUUAUCAGACAUCAGAGGCUUCACACAGGAGAGAAACCGUACAAAUGUUCAGAAUGUGGAAAAAGCUUCACUCAGAGUCCAAAUCUCAUCAGGCACUGGAAAAUCCAUGCUAGAGAAAACACAUAGCAAUGAGUUUUUGACUGUGUGAAAGAGCGUCGGUCAGAGCACAAGAGAAAGACACUUUAGAUAAGCCAAGAGAUCACACAGAUUAGAGGUGAUAGAUAUGGUCAUGCUGCAGAAUGAUUUCAUGUGCAUGCAACGUUUUACUAGAUCCCUCAGGUUUUUCCUCUGGACACUGCAGUCCCAUCUUAAUAGUAUAAGAAAGGUAGAGUGUAGAGCUGGAAGCAUGAAAUGUUCUGAGUUUUCUUUUUUUAAAAAAGAUCAACAUAGUGCCUAAAGAGAUAAGAAGAGCCAGACUAGAUGGCCCUUUUUAGAACGUUUGUACCAGUUUCUGUUUAAUACGUUUAUUUCUUGUUGAAAAUAAGAUCUUUCCAUGGCAUAGUGGUUGGAGUGCUGGACUACAACCUGGGAGACCAGGGUUCGAAUCCCCACGCAGCCAUGAAGCUCACUGGGUGACCUUGGGCCAGUCACUGCCUCUCAGCCUCAGAGGAAGGCAAUGGUAAACCCCCUCUGAACACCGCUUACCAUGAAAACCCUAUUCGUAGGGUUGCCAUAAGUCAAGAUUGACUUGAAGGCAGCCCAUUUCCCCUCUCCCUAGCUGCACAAAGAAGUAUGAAUUUCUUACAAGAUCAAUGGUGAAAGUUAGUUUAGUGUCAUGUUCUCUCUGCCAUGGCUGCUCGGCUUGGAUUCCCCAUUUUCCCAGAUGUGCAGCAGGUGCAAGGCGGCUGAACUAGAGCACAAGACUAGCAGCUGGUCAAAAGGAGAUGUCAAUCCAGCAACAGCUAGGGGGCAAGUGAAAGGUUUAAGAAAGGAAACCCUAGUGCCCAGUCCCUUCCUGGAGCUUCAGCGGGACCAUGAUCCAGAAGACAAGAAGGGCUCAGAGACAGGAAGGUUCCCCUGCUGCUAAAUAUAAUCUGUGCCUUCCAGUCUGAACUUCAGACUCGUCCCGUCUUUGCUCUUGGGGUCCUGGGGAUGAUUGUGGAGGCUCCGGAGUAGUUGUAUGUCUGCAGCCAGAGAGUGUGUCGGAUCCCUCUCACAUCUCUGGGUGGUGUUCUCUUGUCCCAGUAGAUGCUGUGCGGAGCAGGCGUUGGUGUCCUUCUGAGAAAAAGGACCUUUUGUUCUGUACCUGGGCUGAUCUGUCAAGCACAGUUCUCAGAGA